AUGCUUGAGAGUGCUAUUUUUUAUCGCCGUGCCUUUAGCUAUUUGGAGUUGACCGAUUGCAAUUUUAAACAUUGUCCAUCAAAUGAUGAGUGGAACAAAGUGGAGAAGAUUAAAAGUUUAUUGAGUGUUUUUUAUGAAGCCAUUUGCGACUUUUCUGGGACAAAAUACCCUACAACCAAUCUCUACUUUCCAGCAGUGUUUUUGAUUUAUUUUACAUUAAAGCGGCACUAUGAGGGUGAAGAUGACUACAUGAAGAGAAUAUCUCGUCAAAUGCUUACUAAGUUUGAGAAAUAUUGGUCUGAGUUCAAUGUGUUGUUGGCUAUAGCAAUUAUAUUGGAUCUUCGAUUCAAGCUUCAUUUUGUUGAUUUUUCUUAUACAAAGCUUUAUGGAGAUUGUUCUAUUGAGUUUAUGAAUGUUCGGACCAAAAUGAAAUCUCUUUUAAUGGAAUAUAGUUCUUCUAGUAUUCCCACAUGUUCUACCAUGACUUCUGAAAGCAAUGUUAGUAGAGUGGAAAGUGAGUUCUUAGUUAAUAAACAAGAAUUUGAUUCAUUUAGACAUGAUAAUCUUAGUGCCCAUUUGCACAAAAGUCAAUUGGAUCUUUAUUUGGAUGAAGCUAGGGCAGAUAGAAAUGCAAAGAUUGACAUUUUUUCCUUUUGGAAAGGGAAUGAAUUUCGUUAUCCUGAUUUUUCUUAUAUGGCUCGUGAUAUUUUGAGUGUUUCAGUUUCUACAGUUGCUUUUGAAUCUACUUUUAAUGUUGGUGGACGUAUCAUUGAUCAGUUUAGGAGUGCACUAAAAUCAGAUAUUGUUGAAGUAUUAGUCUGCACAAGAGAUGGUUAUAUGGCGAUGAGCAAGUCUCUCAUAUUCUUCUAUCCUCACUAUAUAAUGGACAUCGAAGCUCUAGCUUCUGGUGGAGAUAUCAUCACUAGAGUCCCUGUCAUGAGGUUGAAGAAGUUAAAGGAGUAA
This is a messenger RNA of Carya illinoinensis, 963 nucleotides long. RefSeq names its product zinc finger BED domain-containing protein RICESLEEPER 2-like. The coding region runs from base 1 to 963 and encodes 320 amino acids. The record is from RefSeq and is a predicted model, not a curated record. Gene Ontology annotation, molecular function: protein dimerization activity; DNA binding. Lineage: Eukaryota; Viridiplantae; Streptophyta; Magnoliopsida; Fagales; Juglandaceae. The transcript has 3 exons.